UUACAGAACAGCUGCAGUAUCAGAGGCGCAGAGCCUUAAUUAACGGGCUACACAAAAUGGCUGACAACCACCAGAGCGUGAAAUGGGAGGAUCCCCCGGAUGACCAAAAUAAGGUUGUGAUGAAUAUGAAGGAUGAAACAGAGACACAUGAGGCCAACAAGAACAGGACAGGAGGCAAGGCUAAACGUAAGUCCAGUGGCCGUGCCAAGAAGACUUCCGUGGAGGAGGACAGCAGCAUUGGUGCAGAGUCUUCUCAGACACCCGGGUGUGGUUUCCGGGAAAGGGGAUCUAUCAUUGAGCAGCUGGAGAAGGAGGCUCAGAGGACUCUAAUGCCUUCUCUCAAGAUUGAGACAUGCUGUGCCCCAAUCCUCCUCUCCUUCCUGAGGAGUCUAACUGAUGACCAAUGGAGAGUGAUUCAGCAUGGCAUGAAAAAUAACCUCACAUUCGAGCAGCUCUCCAUGCUGUGUCUGAAGAUUGUUAAAGUCGUGACCCAGACAGCCCUCCGCAUUCUCCUACCAGCGCUAGCUCGUAUCAUGGGGGUGAACCUGAGGAGUGGGGCAACCUCCCCAGAAUCCCAGUGCUCUCUGACAGGGUCUGAGGAUUCCUUCGGCAGUCUGGAUGAGAGAGAGAAAAGGCUGCUGAUCAGUGAGAUGAACUACUGGACUAAGGAGAGGAGGAGGAAUGGCAGUGCAGGGUGCCGCCAAAAAUCCACUCGCAGAACCUCAUCACCAUGCUGUUCGCCUAAGAGGUCCCAGACCUCAUUGCAGAGCUUGCCUGCAACUAGAGAGGCUCCCCUCAUGGAGGAGCCUCUGAAGGCUCUUUUUUUGGGGCCAGCUCGGGGAGUUUCCCCCCCUAUGGACAGUCAGGACAUAGCAGCAGGCAAGGAGGUCAUUCGGGUAGCCUCGGUGCAGAUCCUGGCCGAGCUACAGAGCCAAACGUCUGAGCCAGAGUGGGUAGGGUUUAUCGAGCCCCUCAUGGACUCUGUGACCGAUGAUGUGCUGGAUGCCAUUGUCGGCACAAUGGACAAAAUGGCACAGGACUUCAACAUCCUAUUGGAUCUGGCCAAGAAGAUGACAAUCUUGGGGUCAAAAUGUCUGACCAAUCUUCAAUGUGACCUUGAUGUUGAGUGUCCAUCUGGGAAAGAAGGGACCACUCACUUUCUCAAAGAGACUGGAUCCUCUACCAGUGUGGUGGCCAGAAAGAUUCAGACCCUCUCUAGCCCCAACUUUCAGUCUAAAGCCCUGAAGGCGCCCGCACACUCUACGGCCGUAUACGAGCAAAGCUGA
Messenger RNA from Oncorhynchus gorbuscha (pink salmon), 1286 nucleotides. RefSeq lists its product as uncharacterized. The record is from RefSeq and is a predicted model, not a curated record. Bases 57 to 1286 code for a protein of 409 amino acids. The transcript is spliced from 9 exons. NCBI's taxonomy places the organism in Eukaryota, Metazoa, Chordata, Actinopteri, Salmoniformes, Salmonidae.